Lobosporangium transversale is the source of this 1620-nucleotide messenger RNA. RefSeq lists its product as hypothetical. Lineage: Eukaryota; Fungi; Mortierellomycota; Mortierellomycetes; Mortierellales; Mortierellaceae. The coding region runs from base 59 to 1534 and encodes 491 amino acids. The transcript is spliced from 3 exons. The record is from RefSeq and is a predicted model, not a curated record.
UGCCUCUGCCUUUUAUUAUUUAACUUCUUUUUCUUUACCUUCUCAUUCCUCCAUCCAGAUGGUUCAACUUGCACCUGUAUGCUUUACUUCAGAUGAAGCACACAUAUACGCAGCGACCUUCGGGCGGAAUCUCUAUGCGCCUCGGGCCAAUGGCCAGAUUCAGACACAGCAAAAUAUAGACCUCCUAAUCCUUCGGUCAAAUCCAUAUCCAACUUCUUUAGAAGGUCUGAACUGGACUGUAAUCAGCAAGACCAAAAGCUACCUUUCAGAAGCUCUUUAUGAGCUCAGCUUCAAGUUUCGUUAUACAUGUUCCUUAAACCCUUGGAGCUACAAGUUCUUGUUGUCUGCUCAAACUGUCUUGACGAAUGACACCCCUAUAUAUCAGUUCAAUACUGAAUUAUACCUCGAUUCUACUGGGUUUGCGGACUUUGCCGUGCCUGAGCAACGGCUACUUGUCCCCCAAGAUGAGCUUUUUCAAGGCCGUAGUUUGAUACUUCCAAUUCAACAUGAAAGUCCAAGUGCUUGGAACCUCGAUUGGCUUAAAAUUCGUCCUAAUGGUACCCUCGGCACGAUCGUUUUCACAUAUUACAUGAAGGCACGCUUCCCGUUCAAAUCACAGGUCAAUUGGUCGAUGCGCCCAUUAAAUAUUGGAGAUCCAAUAGCAGUCAGCUAUGUUAACAACACCCUUUACGCGACCUUUUAUAGCAUUGAGGAUCGCCAGGUUACAUUAGCAGCUAUGCCUCUUGAUCCCGUCAACAUCUUUCCAGAUCCACCACCAGCUCAGAUCAUUAAAACCAAUAUCGGUCAAGAGUGUGCAAUCACAGACCUUGGGACAACAAUGCAUGCAUAUCAGGGCUCAUUCUACUUUAUUUGUGAAGACUUACUGUCUACCUUACUCAGGAUAUAUAUCUUCGAUGGGACAUCUAUGCAGUACCUGGGGAGCAUACCGUUUCUAGGAGGGCAUUUGCCUAAUUUUAAACCCAUGUUUCAAUUUAUCCCUGUCCCACAGAAAUCACAAGAGAGUAGACCAAACAACAACUCGACAACUACGGCAGCCAAGAGAGCAUCAUGGAUCUAUAUGUAUUCAUUUAAGGAUCAAGGAUACGCCUUGAACCUUUCCGAUAGUAACUGGGGUUAUCAUCUAGAACAAUUUAAAGACGUAUACACAGACGAUGAAUACGUUCGUUUGGUGCCCCAGUCAUUUGAAGGGAAGAAACCAGACGCUCAUCAACUCGCCCUGAUCAUCUCGCUCACAUGUGGUGCUGUGGUUUUGCUCUUACUUGGAGUGAUGGCCAAAAAAAUUUAUCGAAGAAAACGUCGAGGCACAGGUUCAAGAGAGGAACAAGGACAAAGUCCACCAUCAACAGCGUUGUCACAUCCAGUCGGGGUCCAUCGUACACUCCAUGGGGAGGAUGCUUGCGAUAUGCCUCCUAGCUAUAAUGCACAAGGCACAAUGCCAUCAUCAUUAGAGCGAUCUGACAUAGAGCUUGCAACAAUGCCGCCCACAUAUCACGAAGCCACUUCUUCCACAUGAGUCGAAUACCGUUAAUAAUUAAUACAUGUGCAAACAAAUACCUGAUAUAAAUCUGUAAUAAAUAAUAAUAUUAAAUUUUUACGCCU